UAGUACACGUCGUGUUUUUCACGCCGAUUUCGCAAUUAUUACGUUUCGCGGGUGAAAAUCGCGGAAAUUAUGCAAAAUUCUCCGAUAAAGAAGGUCAAUCACGGUGAAGUUCAACUCCGGAAGCCGCCGAUAAUCACAGCGGAGGAGGAAAAAGCUCUCAGGGAUCAACUUCACCUGGAAAUUGAGAACAAAACCAAAGCUUGCUCUUUUUCAAAGUACGAUUGCGGUGGGCAGAGGCUUGUGGGCUAUGAAUACUGCCUGAAGCACAUCCUGCAGGAUCCCAGAGCACCUUACAAACAGUGUGCUUAUGCCUAUCCCAUCACAGGGAAGAGGUGCCUUCAGCCGGCUCCGAAAUACGAAUCCAGGAGGAAUGUUGCAUUCACAAACUUCUGCUUCGAGCACAGUCGUCUCAAUCAACUAUCCAAGACUCAGGCUACCACAGGGAAGCUGAAGCAUCUAGAAACCCAGGAAUCCUUCCUCAAUGAACUCUCGCACUACGUCAAGACCGAACCAUCCCAGAUUCCUGCCCAGGACACAGAAGUGGACGUUGUGACUCCGUGCCUGGAUCCCUUCUUGGAAAUCAACAGCCAGGAGAUCAAUGAAAGGGGCCGGAAGAUUCUGGAUUAUGCUUCCGACAGCUCCACAGAUGACGAUAUGCCGACGAUCUCAAACACCUGGAGGGGAUAUGAGAUGGACAACUCGGACAAUGAGAGCGUGGACUCCCAAAAUGAAGAUCUUCUCAAGUCAUCGAGGAACUUUGUGGCCGACUCAUCAAGCACUGAAAAAAGUGCUUUAAGCGGCCCAAGUUCUUGUUCAAGCCAACAUGAAAAAGGACACGCCAGCAUUUACACGACAGAAGAGGCCACAAUGAUCACAAAGCAAAAACUGAUAAGGCUUCAGUCUCUUUACGUCGAUCAGUUUGAGCGUCUGCAUCAUGUGCUGCGCGAGAAGCGUAGAAAGUAUCUGCAUUCGCUGCGUCGCGAGAGAGAAACAUACUGUAGCAUUCACAAUCAGUCACGUGAUACGCCGAGAGAGCGUAGGCUGUACAGAAAGCUAAAGGCUCUCAAUCAGUAUCACAAGAAACACGGGGUAGAGGCUGUGUUGCACAGGAAGAGGCUCGAGAGGAGGAAUAAGGCAAUAGUUGGCCUGGCCCAGAAGACACCAUUUCACAACAGAUGCACCUUCACGGAGGGCGGCGUGAAGUGCAACGAGAGAUCAAUUCCGUGCUGCAAGUUUUGCAAGAAGCAUAUACUCGAGGACAAGAAGCAAGUGCUCUUUAGGGCCUGUGGCGUGGAGAAGAGUGGCGUUGUUUGUCAAGAAGCCGUCCCCGUGAUUUACGAUGAUGCCACAUGCGUCUUGCACAUUGACAUGCCACCAGCGAGAUCCUACGUCCUGAAGAAAUACGAAUCUGAAUCAGAGGAAGAUGAGCCACCGGCCAAAGUGAAGACGCUGGAAAUCAAAGAGGAGAAAUCCCUGGCUCAUCCAGAUGACGACGUCCUUCCGCCCGUGAGCAGUGAAGCCUCCUGCUCCAAGAUGGAAGUAGCCCAGGAAGUGGAGAUCAAAGAGGAGUUCGUGGCGCCAACAGAGGAAGUGCCAGCAAUUGCCAAGGAGGAAGAAAUCAAGAUGGAUUGAAGGCGCAAAUUUCAAUAAAUUUUAUUUCAAUAUUUCAGAGUUCGCGAGAAAAAAAGAGCGCAAAAAUAAUUGUCUGUAAUGUAUAAAAUAAAAAACAGAGAUUGGAAAACA
This is a messenger RNA of Phlebotomus papatasi, 1743 nucleotides long. RefSeq names its product KAT8 regulatory NSL complex subunit 2 (gene dgt1). Lineage: Eukaryota; Metazoa; Arthropoda; Insecta; Diptera; Psychodidae. Gene Ontology annotation, cellular component: NSL complex. The transcript has 6 exons. The record is from RefSeq and is a predicted model, not a curated record. Bases 70 to 1632 code for a protein of 520 amino acids.